UACUUACAAUCGCCGUCAAGCGCCCAAUAUUCCGGGGUCGAAGACAAUGGACAAUUAAAAGAAAAGAGAAAAGAAAAAGAUUAGCUACUGUAUAAUUAAGCGUCUGAUAGUGAUUUGAGGGACUGUAUACGAUUGUACCUGCUGUACUUUAGUAACGAGUGGAACUGUCGAAUGCCAAUUAUCACUACUCACACUGAGAUAGCCAGUCAAUGGAGGCAAGCGGGCAUGACGCAAGGACGACAGACGCGAGCUCAGCACUCUUCUUUGGUGUCAGCUACAAUUUCAUCGGCAACUCUUUUGUGCUUUCCAAAUCACGCACUUGGAUGAAAGUCCUCGACCCGGCAUCUCAGAGUUUCAUUACGCGGGUCCCCGAAUCCGCUGCUGCUGAAAUUCAGGAUGCCGUUGCCGCUGCAACUGCUGCCCAACCAUUAUGGGCUUCUACGCCGCUAAGUACUCGAAGAAAGACGCUUCUAACGCUUAUUUCCAUUCUAAGACAAAACGCCUCCAAAAUUAGACACACACUCUGUGUAGAAGUUGGCAAGACACUAGCUGAUGCUGAUGCCGAGUUCGAGCGAGGAAUAGAUGCUCUUGAGACAGCUUGCUCAAUUGCGAACGAGAAUGGUGGUUUUCACUACAUUAACCAGUCUGCUGAGAUCUACAGUAUCACCGAACCGCUUGGGGUCUGCUUGACCAUCUGCCCGUUCAAUUUCCCUUUUCUGAUCCCACUUUGGUCCAUCCCAUACGCUCUUAUCACUGGUAACACCGUGAUUCUGAAGCCGUCUGAACAAACACCAUCUGUCUCACAGAUUCUCGCCGAAUGUAUCCUUCAAGCAGGCUUCCUGCCAGGAAUCUUCAACAUCGUCCACGGUACUGCUGGCGUCACUAGUGGUCUCCUUUCUCAACCAGCUAUCCGAGUAGUAAACUUUGUUGGCUCGCUUGCCGUUGGCGAGCAGGUGUACGAGCACGCCAGAGCCACACGAAAGAGAAUCCAGGUUGAGUGCAACGGCAAAAACCACGGGGUGGUAUUAGAAGAUGCCAACAAGAAGAAGGCUCUAUACGCCAUCGCGGGUAGUGCUUUUGGAGCGGCUGGACAAAGGUGCAUGUCUGUUGCCGUCGCGGUCUUCGUCGGUGCGACAAAAGAGUGGAUUGACGAUUUGGUUGAGAUAGCCAAAAUGCUGGUUGUUGGUUGCGGUCUUGACCCCCUGGUCGAAGUCGGACCCGUGAUCACAAUAGCGUCUAAGAAUAGGAUCGAGGAAAUUAUAAACGCGGCAGAGAGCGAGGGCGCAAAUGUGCUUUUGGAUGGACGCAACUACAAGGUUGCCGAAUACCCUGAUGGGAAUUUCAUCGGCCCAACGAUUUUGACAAAUGUUCAUCCUCAUAUGACAUGCUACCAGGAAGAGAUUUUUGGACCAGUCCUGUGCUGUAUAGAGACAGCAAAUUUGGACGAUGCCAUCACUCUGGUCAAUAAUAACAGAUACGGGAAUGGCUGCACGCUUUUCACAAGUAAUCCCAUGAAUGCUCGAAUAUUCCAACAUUCGGUAAAUGUCGGGCAGAUUGGCAUCAAUGUACCUAUCAUGGCGCCGUCGGGACCCGUAUUAAGAACUACGAAUAAAGAUUCCUUUUUGGGAGACCUCAACAUGCCAGGAAAGACAGCUACACAAUUUUAUACAUUGACAAAAACCGUUACCACCAUGUGGUCUUGAUUAAGGAUGAGCUGAUAAAUGAAGGAUCCAUGACCCAAUACUAGAAACAGAGGAUAAGCAGAAAUAGCCACAAAGAAUUAACUAGA
Messenger RNA from Talaromyces proteolyticus, 1789 nucleotides. Its product is annotated as methylmalonate-semialdehyde dehydrogenase. Gene Ontology annotation, molecular function: methylmalonate-semialdehyde dehydrogenase (acylating, NAD+) activity; malonate-semialdehyde dehydrogenase (acetylating, [NAD(P)+]) activity. The transcript is spliced from 7 exons. NCBI's taxonomy places the organism in Eukaryota, Fungi, Ascomycota, Eurotiomycetes, Eurotiales, Trichocomaceae. The coding region runs from base 210 to 1703 and encodes 497 amino acids. The record is from RefSeq and is a predicted model, not a curated record. Gene Ontology annotation, biological process: L-valine catabolic process; thymine catabolic process. Gene Ontology annotation, cellular component: mitochondrion.